Messenger RNA from Penaeus indicus, 2314 nucleotides. It is a transcript of the gene thoc5, whose product is annotated as THO complex subunit 5 homolog. The transcript is spliced from 14 exons. Bases 101 to 2314 code for a protein of 737 amino acids. Gene Ontology annotation, biological process: mRNA export from nucleus; positive regulation of DNA-templated transcription, elongation. Lineage: Eukaryota; Metazoa; Arthropoda; Malacostraca; Decapoda; Penaeidae. The record is from RefSeq and is a predicted model, not a curated record. Gene Ontology annotation, cellular component: THO complex part of transcription export complex. Gene Ontology annotation, molecular function: mRNA binding.
UCUGUUUGGCCAGCGCAGAGGCCAAGCAGCGGCGACGAGUCCAGCGCGACGAGCCUGCCUUGGAGUUUCCCUCUUUAACACGCGCCAUACAAUCUGAGAGAUGGGCCGAGGGGACAAAGACAGUGACGCAGGCACUCGAGAGUCGAAGCGCCGUCGGAAAACCGCAGCAGAAGGUGCCAUCUCCCUGGCACUGACGGCAGAGAUGCCGAAGAAGACGGUGGCCUCGUCGGGCAGCGAGGGCGACGUCCCCGAGGCGCAAGCCGCCCUCAGGACGACCAAGGAGAAGGACAGCUUGAAGACCAUCGCCGAUACCUAUCAGGCAAGCUUAGAGCAUGAGUGCCAGGAAGCUCGGCAGAGGACUGAAGAUGAGGACCAGGAAACUGUGGCUAGGAUCAUCCAACACAUUCGCUUCCUCAUGAAAGAGAUCCUGAAACUAAAGACAGAAAAGCCUGAUCAGUGGUCGGCUGAAGUGGAAGAACGCCGUGUGCAGGUCCUCAUGCUGAUCUUAUCUUUACGGCGCUUGAGUAGGGUGCAGAAGGUACGCGUUCGUGAUGCUCGUGACAAGACAGCAGAAGCACGCCAGAGUGUGGAUGGUGUAACCCUCCAGCUGCAGAACCUGCUCUAUGAGGUGGCUCACCUGAAGAAAGAAGUGAGACGUUGUCUAGAAUUCCAGUCAGCCGACCAGGAGAUUGACUUGGUUCCUGUGGAGCAGUUUUACAUUGAGGCCCCUGAGUCCAUCAGUCGUCCAACAGAGACUGUGGACAAGCCUCAUGAGCAAAGGCUAGCACGGUUGCAGUGGGAACUGGAGCAGCGGCGUGGCCAGACACAGCUCUUUGAUAAGCUGACUCAAGAGAAGGAGUCUGUUGCUGACAUGAUAAGUGAACAGGAACGGAAAUUGGCAUCUUUAGCACCCAGAAUUAACAGUAUUUUGGAAGCAACUCGACCACUUCAAGAGGCUCUUGAUUUGCCUUUGGAUGCCAAGAGGGAACAGCAGAGAAUAGUGCAGUUACUUCCAAGUCCCUUAUACACACUUUGGGUGCAGGCAUCAGCCUAUGGGGAAGCCUUUGACCCAAACAUCAAGGUGGAAGUGAAUGGGGACGUAGAAGCUGCCAAGAAACUUAUUACAAAGGAGGAGGAUGCAAGAACAGAAAACUUUAGUGACUCAGAGAAUGACCAGGACCAGCAGGAAGAGAACUUGUCGCGGAAGAAGCGGACUCGUAAAUCACAGAAGAUGGACACAGAUGAUGUAGAUGAUGGAGUCAAACAGAUUUUGGCAUUACACCCACUGUCUGUAAAAAUUUGUGUCAACACCAAAGAUGGCAACAGUGUGGUCAUCACUUUUUAUCAUAUGCAAGUUCUGCGCAUAGUAACAGUCAAGUGCUCUGUUCACCUACAAGAGAAGAACAAGUCAGUGCUAUCAGAUGUGAUUAGUGGCGACACCCUCCUGAAUUGCCUGUUUCCGAAGGAUGAUGGGGAGGAAUCCCCAAACCCUGCCAACUUCUUCCAGCUUGUGCGCCUCCAGAUCCAGCUAAAAGACCACCUGGCAUCCACAGGACGACCUUACAAGUGGGCACAAAAUCUGUCUGGCUUGUCAUUCUCUACAAGUGAGCAGACCAACACAGAUGAUGGACAAGACAAGGCUGGAGGCUCAACAGUGACUACAAUCCCACCAGUAGAAAAUGAAGUAGUUAUUUGGCAAGAUAGUGCUGAACACAUGCAAAAUACCAUUCAGGCCAUUCGUCGCAGAUUACAGGCUCGACUAGCAUUGCAUACACAGCUAGUGAAUCUGGAAACUGCUAACUCUACUAGCUCUAUUGCGGUCCCAGCAGAACUUUUGCGUCAACAUUUUCCUGGCAAGGUCUGCACAGAAUUCAAGUCAUGGCGAUCUGUCACAUGGUCCGAGUAUAAGGCUGCACCCACAACACAGCUUCUGAGAGAGUAUGGUGUAGUAACUCAGCAGCAUCUGUUGUUCAUAGCAGUUUUUGAACGUAAACAUGUCCGUCUGGAGGCUCUUGUUGCCAUUUUUCCUGAUCACCCCAACACUGUGCCAGUCUUCUCCCUCUCCAUGCACUGGGAAGGCCAUCACCAAGCAGCCAACAACCCACAACUCAGACAAAUGGAGAAGGAAGUUAAUGUCCAUUGGGAUGAGCUGGUUUCAACCCGGAACGAGCAGCUCCACCUCUUGCCUCUGCUCUUGUACCGCCUGGCAGUGUGCCUGGAUGUCUUUACAGAGGCUUACAGUGCGCAUGCUGAUGCUCAUAAGCCAGACUCUCAGUUCCACAAGGAAAAGAUCUUUUUCAGACCUGCUAGGUGA